AUGUGCACCGAAUUCCCAUUCGUGCUCUUGGUCCGCCGUGUGGUGGAACAAACCGGGACGACGCACGGGGUCAUGGUGGCCCACUGCCCGCUGGCCGACGCCUUGGCCUCGUCGGUUGGCGAAGGCUGGGUAUACCCGCUUGGACGCAACAUUCAUGCCCUACGGCUCGAAUGGACGCUGGACAAGCCCGUCCAGGCAAUGUCGUCGGGCAUCCAUGGCGGUGGCUCGGUGAGCGGGCUGUCCUCGCGUGGACAUGCUUGGACGCCCCGCGUGUAG
Molecule: messenger RNA, 276 nt
Organism: Aphanomyces astaci
Lineage: Eukaryota; Oomycota; Saprolegniomycetes; Saprolegniales; Verrucalvaceae
Exons: 1
Coding region: 1-276 (91 amino acids)
Source: RefSeq, a predicted model, not a curated record